This is a messenger RNA of Ipomoea nil (Japanese morning glory), 1791 nucleotides long. RefSeq lists its product as uncharacterized. NCBI's taxonomy places the organism in Eukaryota, Viridiplantae, Streptophyta, Magnoliopsida, Solanales, Convolvulaceae. The record is from RefSeq and is a predicted model, not a curated record. The transcript is spliced from 2 exons. Bases 1 to 1791 code for a protein of 596 amino acids.
AUGGACGAGCUCCAGAAGAAGAUCGAUGAGAGGGACGGGUCUCCGGAGCCCCAGGACGUAUUGGCCUCCCCAUUCGCAGACACCAUCAUGGCGGAGCCCCUACCUCGAGAUUUUCGCUUUCCCACCAUUAAAGCAUACUCGGGGACCACGGACCCGCGGGCACACCUGACCAGGUACAGAGCUGCCAUGAUGAUCACCGAGGCAACAGACACCAUCCUGUGUAGGGGGUUCUUCGCCACCCUGGACGGGCAGGCGCAUGAUUGGUUCGGAUCCCUCUCUGCGGGGUCCAUCUCCACCUUCGCGGACCUCACCCGGCAGUUCCUAUCCCAUUUCGCCACCAGCAUACAGCGGAAGAAGCAAAUAGCCGACCUGUGUGAUUUGAAGCAGGGGAACUCGGAAUCACUGGCCGAGUAUCUCAGCAAGUGGAAGAAAGAGGCCAUGGGGGUCGCCGACUUUGAUGGGAAGUCGGCCAUAGUGAUUUUCCGAAACAACUUGAGGUCAGGCACCUUUCACCAGGACCUCAUCAGGUACCCCCCCAGGACCUAUACCGACCUGAUGGACAAGGCAGCAAGGUACGCUGACGCCGAGGCUGCCGAGAAGAGGAAGAAGGAGCAGGAGGAAGGAAGAGGUCGGAAAGACAAGGCACCCCAGGAGGAGCGCAAGGCGCCGCGCCCACACCGACGUGAGUACGCUGAGGGGCCUAGGCUGAACCCCACACGCUAUCUCACCCCGGUAACACAACCUGUGGGUACCAUCUUGGCGCACGCGGAGGACCAGGGAAUCGUGGUGUUCCCGAUGGAGGAGUGCAUGAAGAUAUCGAAAGGGCACAACACAGACGAAUGCAUCCUCUUAAAGAGAAAAAUCGAGGAACUCAUCCAAAUGGGUUACCUCGGCCAAUUCAUUAAGAGGCCCGGCCAGGCGCAAGGGCAGGCGCAGGGCCAGAAGCCAGGCAACGUAUGGAGGAAGGGGGGUGGCCAGGCGCCGUCCACCUCGGCUCCCCGUAAGAGGGACCACCACGACCACAACUCCGAGGAGGAGGAGAAGACGACGGAGGACUCCCAGCCCCCGAAGAAACGGGCCAUCUACGUCAUCUUUGGGAGGGGACUCGCCAGCCGAGCGGAAGAGGUGGGCGAGGAGCUUGUACGUGGGGGAGGUCACACGUACCCCCACGAGAAGAAACCAAAGAGGGAGCCCAUCAUGUUCACCGACGCCGACCUGCCAGAUGGGCCCCUCCCCCACCGAGACGCCCUGGUUGUCAAGCUGGACAUCAACAACGUGGUGGUGCACCGGGUGCUCGUAGACACGGGUAGCUCGGUGAACGUCAUGUACUACGAAACUUUCACCCAGCUGGGACUCUCAAGAGGACAGCUGGAACAAGUACGGACCCCCCUGUCCGGGUUCACGGGGGACUUAAUUGAAACGGAGGGGUCGAUCAAUUUGGAGGUGGAGAUAGGCACCCCACCGCACACCAGGAGGUGGGAGGUCGAGUUCGUAGUCGUUAAGAUUAAUUGCGCCCACAACGUUAUUCUUGGUCGACCCGCUCUGGAGGACCUCAGAUGCGUGAUUUCUAUGGAGCACCUGUGCCUCAAGUUCCCGACACCAACCGGGGUUGGGGUCGCCCGGGGGGACCAAAAGGUGAGCCGCAGCUGCUACUUGAAGGCGUGCCGCCAAAUUGGUCAGAAGGACCUCCAGGUCCAUACCAUUGCUGAGAAGGCGUUUCGAGAGGAGGCAGGUCGACCUCGGGCCGAGCCCGUGGUCGAAACAGAGGAGGUCAUCCUCGACCUCAGCUGA